Messenger RNA from Aureococcus anophagefferens, 2643 nucleotides. RefSeq lists its product as hypothetical. The coding region runs from base 1 to 2643 and encodes 880 amino acids. The transcript has 3 exons. Gene Ontology annotation, molecular function: protein binding. The record is from RefSeq and is a predicted model, not a curated record. Lineage: Eukaryota; Pelagophyceae; Pelagomonadales; Pelagomonadaceae.
AUGUGGGCCGUGGACGCGCGGUCCGGGAGCAACGGUCCCAGCGCCGUCGCGACGCUGACGCCCAUCGCGCUCCACUCCCUGCGCGCCCUCACCAAGUCGGCGCACAUCUACGAGCAGCUGCGGCACGACGACUGGGUCGAGCGGCGCGCGGGCGCCGCGGCCGUCGGCGACAUGGACGUGGGCUGGGAGGCCGCCGCGCUGCUGCCCGUCGUCGCGCGCCUCGCGCGGGCCGACGUCGACGCGCGCGUGCGCCGCAAGUGCGUCAUGGUCCUCGCGGCCUGGGGCGAGCUCGCCGGCGAGCACGUCGACGCCGUCUGCGGCGUGCUGCGCGGCGACGAGGACUUUGACGCCGACGGCGACGCGCAGAUCCGCUGGGAGGCGGCCAUCGCUCUACCGAAAGUUGUGGGCGCGCAUGCGCUCCACGAGGCGCUAAACGGAGACGAGGAAAACACGUCGACGCCGUCGGCGCUCGCGGCCGCCGCCGCGCUCCUCGCGGCGCGCAGAGACGACGCGGACCGCGACGUCCGGUCCAAGGCCGCCGAGGUCAUCGACCGGACGAAGGACGACUACGUGAGGCUGACCGCGAAGCGCGACCGGACCGUGACGCGCCGGAGGUCGGACGCCGAGUACUGCGACUCCGGGGACCACCCCCUGCUGGCCAUCAUGGAGGAGUGGGCCAAGCGGGCGUACCGGCGCAUGGUGCCGUCGAAGCGGGCCCUGAGCCUCCGCGUCGCCGGCUACGUCGCCGCGGCCGCGGGCGCGGGCGCGGACGUCGUCCGGCGCGUCCUGGACCGCGAGCCCGGCGUCGCGCGCGAGGCCGACGUGCUGUCGAAAGAGCGGCGGACCAUGCUCCACGCGGCGGCCGCCGCGGGCAACGGCGCGGCGCUCGCGCCCCUGCUCCGGGCCGGCGCGGACCCCGGCGCGGCCGACGGCCACGGCGCGACGGCCCUGCACCUCGCGAGCCGCUGGGGGCGCGCGGCGUGCGUCGCGGCCCUCGCGCCGGCCCGCGCGGCCCCGGGCGCGGCGACGCGGGCCGUCCACGCGCGCGACGGUUUUGGGGUGCUGCCGCUCCACGAGGCCGCGCGCUACGGCCACGCGGCCGCCGUCGCCGCGUUGCUCGCCGCCGGCGCGGACCCGCUGCUCCGCGACGGCCGCGCGGCGCGGACGCCGCGCGACCGAGCUUCGCCUGCGCCCGCUCUCCGCGCGCGCGCUCCUCCGAUGCUGCUGCGCGUCGCGUCGCGGCGCUGCGCGGCGGCGGCGGCGCGGCGGCGCCCGCUGUCCGUCGCCGCCGCCGGCGACGACGGCGCGCUCAUGGACGCGCUCCGGCGCUGCGACGACAUCUACCGGCGCGACGUCGCGCCGGUCAACGAGGCGCUCCACGGCCCCCUGGAGCACGCCUACCAGCCCACGGUGCUCCCCUUCGUGCUGCUCCUGGGCAACCACUCGAGCGGCAAGUCGAGCUUCGCGAACUUUGCACUCGGGCGCGACGUGCAGACGGCCGGCGUCGCUCCCACCGACGACAGCUUCACGGUCAUCGCGCCCGGCGCGAGCGACGCGGACCAGGACGGCCCGGCGCUCGUCGGCGACCCGGACCUCGGCUUCGAGGGCCUGCGCAAGUUCGGCCCGGGCCUCAUCCAGCGGACGCAGCUCAAGAUCCGGAGCGGCAUAUCGCCGAAGAACUUCAUGCUCCUCGACCGGGGCUACCACUUCGAGAACGCCGUCAAGUGGUUCGCGGACCGCGCGGACGUCGUGCUCCUCUUCUUCGACCCCGACAAGCCCGGCACGACGGGCGAGACGCUGGCCAUCCUCACGAACGCGCUCGCGGGCCAGGACCACAAGCUCCACAUCAUCCUCAACAAGGCCGACAAGUUCGAGCGCAUCCACGACUUCGCGCGCGCGUACGGCGCGCUCUGCUGGAACCUGAGCAAGGUCAUCCCCCGCAAGGACCUGCCGCGGAUCUACACCAUGUGCAUCCCCCAGGGCGACGCCGGCGCCGGCGGCGGCGCCCUGGCCGCGGGCCUCGCGGACCUGCGGAAGACGCGCGACGACGUGCUCGCGGAGGUGCGGCGCGCGCCGAGCCGCCGCGUCGACAACGCGAUCACGCGGCUCCAGGACGCCGCGGCGCUCCUGCUCAUGCACGCGGAGGUCACGGACGCCGCGCGCAGGGGGGCGCUGCUCUGCCGCGCGCGCCACUACGGCGGCACGGCCCUCGCGGCGGCCGCGGCCGCCGCGGCGACGGCCGCGCUCGCGGUCGCCGCGCCCGCGCUCGGCCCGGGCCCGCCCCUCGCCGCGGGCUGCGUCGGCGCCGCGGCGACGGCGGGGCUCCACUACGUCAACGGCAACGAGGCCGCGCGCCGGCUCGCGGAGCUCGACGGGCCCGCCGGCCUCGACGCGCUCUACCGCAAGGCCUACGGCGCGGAGCUCGUCCGCGGCGACGAGGAGGCCAACGCGCUCUGGGCCCGCGUCCGCGACCACCUCCUCCGCAAGCUCGACGCCGUCGGCGGCGCGAGCCGCGUGCCCGCGGCGCCGAGCGGCGCGACCGCGGGGCUCCGCCGCGUCCUCGACCACGACGUGCCCGCGCUCCGCCGCGCGGCCGCGCCGGCGUCCUACGGCGGCUUCCCCCGCGACGCGCCCGAGCCCUAA